Solanum tuberosum (potato) is the source of this 1028-nucleotide messenger RNA. Its product is annotated as ganglioside-induced differentiation-associated protein 2. The coding region runs from base 168 to 794 and encodes 208 amino acids. The transcript is spliced from 3 exons. The record is from RefSeq and is a predicted model, not a curated record. NCBI's taxonomy places the organism in Eukaryota, Viridiplantae, Streptophyta, Magnoliopsida, Solanales, Solanaceae.
AUAUAAACUUGCAUUUUGCAAGAAACCACCCAAACCAGAAUGAAAGCAAUUCUCAACUACCCCAUAGGCCCCAUACUCUUUUUUAAAAAUAGGAACCUGUAGUACAACAAACUGUUUUCUAUCAACUUUUUUUUUUGCCCAAGUCAGUGGUCUGAAAAAAGAACACCAUGAAUUCUCAAGCUUCUUUGAUGACCAUCUCCCUACCAGAACAAGAAAAACUCAUACACAAACUCCAAAUCUUCAAGAUUCAAGGUAAAGAUAAACGUGGAAGCUCCAUCCUUUGCGUCAUCGGCAAACUUUUCCCUGCAAGGAUUGUAAGUGUGGAGGCAGUGAACAAGUAUCUACAAGAGAAGAUAUAUCCAAGUUUAGAGCAGAGACAGUUCUCAAUAGUGUACCUGCAUACAGGGGUUAACAGAGCUGAAAAUUUCCCUGGAAUAGCUGCUCUCCGGUCGAUCUGUGAUGCUAUGCCGGAAAACGUGAAAAAUCAUCUGAAUGCUGUUUAUUUCCUUCAUCCAAGCCUACAGUCUCGACUCUUCCUUGCGCUUUUCGGCCGGCUCAUCUUCACCGGAGGGGUGUAUUGGAAGAUGAAUUAUGUGACCAGGCUAGAGUUCUUGUGGGAACACGUAAAGAGAAAGGAGAUAGAAAUACCCGAGUUCGUGUAUGAUCACGAAGAGGAGCUGGAUGACUACCGUCCGAUGAUGGACUAUGGAAUGGAGGGAGAUCAUCCAAGGGUUUAUGUUGAUUCUACUGUUGAACCUGCAAUUUCUAUGUACUCAAUGAGGUGUAUUGCUUAGUUAAAAAUGAGGAAGAACUGUUUUAAGGUGGGUCUUAGAUGGGCUGAACUGAUAAUGUUUGCCGGCCUCUUAGGCUACUAUGUUUUUUAUCUUCAAGCAUUAGUAGUUUUACUGUUAGAAAAGCUGCAAAAUGCUUAGUGGUUAUAUGUCGCAUUCCCAAUUCUAGGUUUUGUUUAGACUGUAAAACGAAAAACCAAAUGAGCAUCAAUAGAUUUUUUUUUUCUUUCGACGAAA